AUGUCCUCCGCCCGCCUGACCUCCCCCUCCAGCGACAGCGAAAACUACGACGCCAACCACAGCAACUUCCAAGACAGCUCCGACCCCGAGCUCCCCUCCUCCGACUCGUCCUCACCUCUCAUACUCUACUCGCCCCCGACCUUCUGGAGCAUAGUACGUGGCGCUGCGAUAAAUUUGGUUUUACCGUUUGUCAAUGGGUUGAUGUUGGGCUUUGGGGAGUUGGUGGCGCAUGAGGCGGCGUGGAGGUUGGGGUGGUCAGGAACGAAGAUAUUUCCGUCAUAUCGCAAUGGAGACACACAGAAGUCGCACACCGUCGGUCCUGGCGUGGUCAUGAGGGAUGACCCGGUGGAGCGGAGACGGCGAGAUGGGGAGGAGUUGGAUGCAUAUUCCGCAAUGGAAUAA
Molecule: messenger RNA, 402 nt
Organism: Saxophila tyrrhenica
Lineage: Eukaryota; Fungi; Ascomycota; Dothideomycetes; Mycosphaerellales; Extremaceae
Exons: 2
Coding region: 1-402 (133 amino acids)
Biological process (GO): protein insertion into mitochondrial outer membrane; mitochondrial outer membrane translocase complex assembly
Cellular component (GO): mitochondrial outer membrane
Source: RefSeq, a predicted model, not a curated record